AUGGACAGCAAAGUGAGUGCCAUCCUCUAUGUUGCUGCACAAUGUGCUCUGCCUCCUGAAUGUGGCCCAGUUGCUUCCAAGGAAAUUUGGGCUCAGACCGACAAAGGGGAGAAGGCCACAGAUGGCCAGCAAGGCAGCGCCAGGAGCCAGGAGGGAGGCACGGAACAGAUGCUGCCCUGCAGGCUCCAGAGGGAGCGUGGCCCCGCUGACCCCGUUGAUUUCCACGACCACCUGAUGGCCAUUCUCCAAGGACAUUUCCUAGACAUUCUGGGGUCACCAUCUGUAAAGUUCAAGGUCAGAGCCUCAGCUAUCCCAGGGAUACAAGCUCUCCGUGAGAGGAAGAGGGAGAACAGGAAGCAAGAGGAGCUGCCUGAAGAUCAGCAUCUGGCUCUGGGUCAGAUGUCACAGAAGGCAGAAGGUGCCCAGGGCUCUGAGGACAAAACAAAGGAGACAGAAGGGGACCAAGCUCCUGAGGAAGGCCCUUCCCUCAGCAUAACAGAACCGCGAAAGGACUCCAAGGGUACGGCCAGCCCAGGUAUGAACUCAGUCCCCGUGCAUUUGCCAGGUAUCCUUCUUAGGUGUGACGAAGUGGGGACCUGGAGCUGCAGCCUCCGAGGUGUAUUAGCGACCACAAACUCUUUCUCUCCCCUGCUUCUUGGAACAGAUUGGAAACUGCCGAUCCCCCCAGGACCUGUUUAUCCACCACUGGUCUCCUCAAGUGUGAGCACCAAAGCUGGGGGAGGAAGCUGGGAAUUAUCUCCUCGAGUAGCAAAGAGCUUCCGAAUACACGACGUAAGUCUUUCAAGGAUCCCUUCGCAGGGCCCUUUCCGGCACUUGACGGACAGGAUGCUGGAGCAGAGGCUGGCCGGCCGGAAGGAGCGCCGCAGCCGCUUUGGAGACAUCGACGUGCACAAGUGCUACCAGUUUGGGCGGACCUUCUCCCCUUUCCAGGCCCUGGCCACGAUGGAGAUGCGAAGACCAAUGCUUCCCCGAGCUCUGCCCAUGAGUCCCCAGAUGCAAAGGAAUGGUGCUUCACGAAACCCCGAUGCAAUUCUCCAGGAUUUACCCUUGACUUCCACAGAGCUCGACUUGGGAAAGGAUGACAACAACCAUGAGAAAGAGAAACCAGUGAACCACAUUAGAACACCUUUAUUUCCCCCAAUAGUUAGAGUAACCAAAUCUAACAACAUGAAAUAA
Choloepus didactylus (southern two-toed sloth) is the source of this 1197-nucleotide messenger RNA. RefSeq lists its product as uncharacterized. Bases 1 to 1197 code for a protein of 398 amino acids. NCBI's taxonomy places the organism in Eukaryota, Metazoa, Chordata, Mammalia, Pilosa, Megalonychidae. The record is from RefSeq and is a predicted model, not a curated record. The transcript is spliced from 7 exons.